This is a messenger RNA of Stylophora pistillata, 2353 nucleotides long. RefSeq names its product coiled-coil domain-containing protein 125. Lineage: Eukaryota; Metazoa; Cnidaria; Anthozoa; Scleractinia; Pocilloporidae. Gene Ontology annotation, cellular component: cytoplasm. Gene Ontology annotation, biological process: negative regulation of cell motility; negative regulation of Rho protein signal transduction. The record is from RefSeq and is a predicted model, not a curated record.
CAAGGCUUAUGACAAGAUUUUUAACUCCUGUUAAGUUGGGACAGGAAUUAUACAUCUCAUCGUCGUCGUAAUGUCCUCAGGGAUAACUCAUGAAAUUGAGUUUAAUGGAAGCCACAGAUCGUUCUCGUCCGAUGAUUCUUCGUCUCUUUGCUCCGUUGAUUUGGGUCUAGGAUUCGGCUUAAAACCGGGCGGGUUGCCACGAUGCGAGGACGAUUCGAUUGGCACCGAAUUAGAGAUACUUGACUUGUUUCAGGCUUUCACAGAAGAUACAACACAGUCCGAAGAAACUCGAGAAAAAUGCCAGCACCGAUCGAAGCCGUUUACAUGGAGAACCAGUUUGCAGGAGAGUGUAGAACAAUUAAAAGAAAUGAAGGGUGGGAUAAGUCGGAUCUCCAAAUGGAGUUUGAAAAACUUGCCAAAGAGAAGUUUUUCUCUCAAGUUAAGGAACAGAUCAAGCAGCGAAAGUACACCCAAUGACGGCCAUAAAGGUUGUAAAGGAAAGGCUCGUGGAUUAAGGCGGAUAAAUUCUGCGAGAGAAAGGAGAUCAGUAGUUGAUGAUGACGAGUAUCAUGCCCUUCAAGGCAAACUUUUGAAAGCCAAACAAGAAAUUGAGAAUUUAACUUUGGAUUUAGAAGUAUGUCAGCAGCAGCUACAGAGUAAAUAUGGUGCUGUUAAAAUUAUCCAAAGUCUGUCACGUUUGGAACAAGCACAUCAAAAACAGUGUUCAAGGAAAGCAUUGGAAGCAAGCAAGAAACUUCAGCAGGAGGUGAAUUUUCUUCAGUGGGAGCUAGAACUGAAACAGAGUUACUUGCUUGACAAUGAACAAACAUGGGCCGAGAGGUUUGAUAGGGUUGCUACAGAAAAUGCUGCUCUGAUGGUCACCCUCCAGACAAGAUCAGAAGAACUAAGGAAAGUUGCAAUGGAGAAAAUGACUCUCAUGCGUGAUCGUGAUGAGCUAGCUGCUGCUUUGGAAGUUAGAGACAGAAUCAAAUAUGAUUUGAGCACUCCAGAGAGGGAAGAAAUCUUGUCCACUGGAGAUCUGAUUGUUGAGCUUGCAACUCUGGGUGCAUGUCAGUGUAGAGGAAAAAAGCAAGAGCCCUGUGCAUGUGCCAGGGCGGCAGUGGACGCCAAAAGAGACAAGGCAAAACUCAAACAUGAGCUCGAACUUGUGCAGCGAAGGGAAGAAGAAGCUCUUCUCGCUGCUGAUGCAUACCGUGUCGCAUUUGAACAACAACUGGCCAAGAAUUCUACACUUAUCUAUGAACUAAUGAAGAGAUCUAGCUGGAGAAAGAAGUUUGGGUUUGGCGGGAAACCAAAGACAUUAACAAAAGGGGAAAACGGGGUGAAAUGUGACCAGAAGGAGAUAGUUUGUCAGGUCAACACAUACAAAGAUGAAAUUGUAGAGACUCUUUUGGGCAUGCUCCAUGACAACAGUGAAGCGCUAGCGCACCAGAGACUUGCCACAAAAAUGUUGGCGGCAAAAAUGAAAGGAAUGGAGAAAUGCAAUAACUGUGGAUCGUUACCAGCUACAUGAAAGUAUUCAUAAAAAUAUGCGAUAGGUGUACUUACCUUUCUGAGAAAUUCAUGCGUCGAUGAGUUCGGAGCUUCAACAUUCCUCCCCAGUAACCCCCUCCCCCAGGCAUUUGAACUUUACAAGAUUGGUUGGUUCAGAUUCCCGCCUCCUGGACCGAAACUGCGUUCAAAUACCCUACUCAAGCACAAGUUUUGUUAUUAAAGGAUUCUUUGUGUGAAUAACGAUUGUUGUAGAAUUUAGCAAAGUUGCGCAUUAGUUUUUAGUGCUGCUGUUGGGUUUUUCGUGGGUUAGCUGGGAGGGGGGGGGAAGGGGUGUGGAAGCCUAGAAUGGAUUGGUGCAUUAUUUUUAUGAGAGGUGCUCUACUUCAAUGUUCAAAUUAUUGUACGGAAAACAAAGAUAGUUACGUGAUCUCAACUGAAUCUGGACGGAAGAGGAUUCCAGUUUCAAUUCUGUAGUCUUAGUGCAAACUAACCUCACUCAACAGGAGAAAAUUACAAAGAAAGAAUUUAUUUAAUGUACAAAAAAGCUGAAUUUGUCUCAGAAUAUCGAGAAAAAGAAUAUUUUAAGCGGUAUUUUUCGGAAUGUGUUUAUUGUAAGUUUUUAUUUAUUUAUUUAUUGACUUUGUAAAUGGGUUUUUAGCAAGAAAGGGAAUGUUUUACUCAGGUGUUACGCAGUUCUUAUGGUUGGAGUGCUGUUUAAAGAAAAGUGCAGUCUAUCUUUUCGCUUCCAAAAAGGGUCACUAACAACCAACGCUUGAGGAUGAUAUAUUAAAAGAUGUAUUUUGGUAGAUAUGUUAAAAAAAUAACAAAUAAACGAAAA